UAGCGUCGUGGCCGCGUCUGUCCUUCACAUCCGUCCACAUCCUUCUAGGCUCGACUCCCAAGCGCAGCAACGAUGGCCCUGCUCAAAUCCAACAAGGUGAUCUACUGUCUGGGCAACAUCUCCCCGUCACUGGGAGUUCUGUCCACCCGCAACAGCUCAUGGUGGGGUGGAGUACAGAUGGGUCCCCCCGAUCCCAUCCUGGGGGUGACCGAGGCCUUCAAGAGGGACACCAACCCCAAGAAGAUGAACCUGGGAGUAGGAGCCUACAGGGAUGACCAGGGAAAGCCCUUCGUCCUCAGCUGUGUCCGCAAGGCAGAGGCUUUGAUUGCAGCCAAACAGCUGGAUAAGGAGUACCUUCCCAUCGGUGGUCUGGGGGACUUCACCAAGGCCUGCGCCCAGCUGGCUCUUGGUAACGAUAAUGAGGUCCUGAAGAGUGGCAGGAACAUCACCGUCCAGACCAUCUCAGGAACUGGAUCUCUGCGCAUUGGAGCCAACUUUUUGUCUCGAUUCCACGGAGGACCUCGUGAUGUCUACCUGCCCAAACCCUCCUGGGGAAACCACACACCCAUCUUCAGAGACGCUGGCAUGCAGCUCAAAGCUUACAGAUACUACGACCCCUCCACCUGUGGCUUUGACUUCAAAGGAGCUCUUGAUGACAUUUCUAAAAUCCCAGAGCAGAGUGUGAUCCUGUUGCAUGCGUGCGCCCACAACCCCACCGGUGUGGACCCCAGGCCCGAGCAGUGGAAGGAGAUUGCUGAAGUUGUCAAGAAACGCAACCUGCUGGUUUUCUUCGAUAUGGCCUAUCAGGGCUUCGCCAGUGGAGACAUCGACCGCGAUGCCUGGGCCGUGCGCUACUUCAUCGAGCAGGGCCACAACAUCGUGCUGUCCCAGUCCUUCGCUAAGAACAUGGGACUCUAUGGUGAGCGUGUGGGAGGCUUCACCGUCGUGUGCAGAGAUGCAGAAGAGGCAAAGAGAGUGGAGUCCCAGCUUAAGAUCCUCAUCAGACCCAUUUACUCCAACCCACCAAUGAACGGCGCCAGAAUUGCUACAACUAUCCUCAACACACCAGAUCUGCGCUCACUGUGGCUGGAGGAGGUCCAUGGUAUGGCUAACCGCAUCAUCAAGAUGAGAGAACAGCUGGAGGCUGGUCUGAAGAAGAACGGCUCCACCCACAACUGGCAGCACGUCAUCGACCAGAUCGGGAUGUUCUGUUUUACAGGCCUCAAGCCCGAACAGGUCGAGCGCAUCACAAAGGAGUUUUCAGUGUACAUGACCAAGGAUGGCAGAAUUUCCAUGGCAGGAGUGUCGUCCGGGAACGUGGGCUACCUGGCAGAGGCGAUCCACGCAGUCACCAAGUAGACCGGGUCCUGCUGGGAGAGCGACAAAAUCAAAGCAGCAGUGUUGAAGAGGAGCUUUAUGCGUCACUUAUUCUUGGUCUCCUCCAUUCCACCUUUAGAACAGCUCAAUAUUUAGUUUGUCUCGAUUGGGUUUCAUCGCGAGUUCAACUUGGAACGGUUGCUGUUGUUGGUAGUUUGUUUCCUGGUCACAUUUCUUUUAUGUUUUGAAUUUCACCGAACAGGCUCCCCUGCCAAAUUGCAAAAGAUCGAUUUCUUCCCUCUACUGGCUGAGCUGAUGUCUCAUCUUUACUUAUUUAUUUUGUGGAACCAACUGUUAGCUGUGCAUGAGCGUCCUACUAAAUGUGUGCUCUUUAUCUGCUGUGGGCCCUCUCACUAUACAAAAACCAUCGGGGACUGUGCGUUAGUUUUACGUACAAGAUGAGAUAUCUGUUGCGCUGUGAAAGCCUGUAGAAAAUGUGUUUUAUUUAAUUUUACUGGUAAGUUGUAGCACUUUAUAAGCUGUACAGCACUGUUUGAGUUUCUUGACAAGACUGUCGGUGGGCUUUACUGUAUGAACAGGCAUUGAAAUCAAGUUACCAAGGUUCCUCUGACCUAAUCCAUCAUCCAGUAAUUCAGUCUCUUGAUUAUCUUCUCUCUUUGGAAUUUGCACAUCAGUCUUUCUAUGUAUUCAGUACUUUUUCAGUAGGAUUUGUGAAUCUUUUUCUGGUUUCAGUUUAGGUGGUCACAGGGCAGCAGGUUCUCAGUCGGUCCUUCUUUACACCCCUAAAAAAAAAAAAAAAACAAGCACACAAGCCUGAAGAGUUAAACCACAGUACAGAUGGAAGGUAGAUAUACUGUAUGGAUUCCACCAUAAAACUUUAUUUUUCACCCAAACCCCCAAAGUUAGUUUAUGUUCAUAGCGAGGCUUCGUACUUACAACCCAUACUACUGUCUCUCUGUGCGCCCAAUAAACAUGAGUGGAGUGUCUGCUUGGGUUGAACACAACAGUUCAUGGAGAAAUAUGCACAUGCUGCUCAUUCACUCAGACGCCAUGUUCCAGUGUACGAAUCUGUUCAUCGUGACGACUGUGAGACACAGAUGGCAUCCAGAAUGUGAAGUCUGCUCAUACUUCUGAAAGAUCUCACACUGCGCCUCCAUGUUUUGCAUUCUGUCAUAAAAUAUGGAUCGUUGAUCAUGUACUUUAUUGAACAAACAAUAAAUCAUUAUAGAGUAACGGUC
This is a messenger RNA of Stegastes partitus (bicolor damselfish), 2576 nucleotides long. RefSeq names its product aspartate aminotransferase, mitochondrial. Lineage: Eukaryota; Metazoa; Chordata; Actinopteri; Pomacentridae. Gene Ontology annotation, biological process: biosynthetic process; L-aspartate catabolic process. Gene Ontology annotation, molecular function: L-aspartate:2-oxoglutarate transaminase activity; pyridoxal phosphate binding. Gene Ontology annotation, cellular component: mitochondrion. Bases 73 to 1359 code for a protein of 428 amino acids. The transcript is spliced from 10 exons. The record is from RefSeq and is a predicted model, not a curated record.